CGUCAGAUUUGAAUAGUUAGGUUAUGUUACGUCAAUCAAAAUCGAACAUUUUAAGUCCGUAUAAAGCGUUAUCUAUAUAUUAACGGAAGUGAAUGUGAUCAACAUUUUAAACGUUUCCUUUUAUAAAAUGAAGUUUUUAACGAAAAUCAACGUUUAUUUCUUUCUAUUAACAAUUUAUUUUAAAACAACCUUGUGCGAAUCCGAAUGGAUAGAUCCGUUUAACAUCGACUUUGUUGCAAACGAACGACUUAAAGAGCCCGAAACAACUACGAAUAACUUAAGUGGGGCUUGCCCUGCUUCUUCCAGUGGUGCAAUGCUAUAUUAUAAGAGAACGAUUAAUUUGCUGUUGUCUUCGGUGGUUCAUGAUGAAAUUUCUGGUAAUUAUAAGGGUAAAUUGGUUAUAAAUCUUCAAAUGGACGAUUUUAAUGUGCUUAAAGAGUUUAGUAAUGGUGAAAUUGACGAACCGUUAAUGUUGAAAAAGAUUAAUGAUAUUAUAACGAAUACCCUUGAGAUGACUUUUGUUGAUCAGAUUGAAUUAGCUUUCAUUAAUUGGACUGAGAUUUUUUAUAAUAUCGUUAAGAGCCAAACAACUUGGUUUGUUUUGAUUACUUUAUCAGUUAUUUUUGUUGUUUAUCGUUUGCUCAAUGCAAAAUUUAGUGCUAAAGAAGUUUUUUGUUAUGUUGCUUUAUUGGGGUAUGUUUUUGAUUUUUGUAUCACUUGGAAGAGGAUAUUACAAGAGCAUGAAAUUAAUCAAUAUGCUGAUAGCUUGCAAUAUAAAAAUAUACCUUCGGAUUGUUUUCCUAAGGAUAUGAAUGGAUGGCAAGUUUUUAUGAGCUAUUUUAAAACCACAACUGAUUGUAGGCAAUACUACAAAAACAUGAUGUACGAUUUUAUUUGGGAAGUUGGACCAUUAGAUGUAAUCGCACACCAAACACGCGUUUUUAUACAAAUCUUUGGGAAUAUCGGCGUUGCUAUAUCUCAAAUGGUUUCUGGUUUUAUGACGAAUUUUCCUUUUCCUUUAAAUUUAAUCCUUUUAAUUCCUUUAUUACUUUUUGUCCUCACCUUUAUGUGUAUUAUUUUUACUUAUUUUACAAACACCCAAAUUUAUAUUAAUUUGAUGUACAUAAUACAAUUUACUUUAAAAAAAACUCCAACUCCAACAGUCGUGUAUCGAGAGGAAAUUCAAGAGAUUUUGGCGCCAGAGAAAGAAUCGAAAACAAUUAAAAUUGCGCCUAAAAAUAAAGAAUCCAAGAAGAGUGUUGAAACGAUAAAACUUGAAGAUGUUGCAAAUGAAAGUGAUGAAAAAACAGUGCGUUUAGUUGAAGAACCUUAAUUUUUAAUUAAAUCAUUAUGCUUUGCAUUCCUCAUUUUGAAUUAGAUUAAUUUAAUUUAUACUUGUAAAUAUUAAUUUUUGUCUAAUAAAAGAAAUAUUAAUUUGAUGCA
Molecule: messenger RNA, 1443 nt
Organism: Onthophagus taurus
Lineage: Eukaryota; Metazoa; Arthropoda; Insecta; Coleoptera; Scarabaeidae
Cellular component (GO): endoplasmic reticulum; membrane
Molecular function (GO): chloride channel activity
Source: RefSeq, a predicted model, not a curated record